This is a messenger RNA of Clunio marinus, 309 nucleotides long. Lineage: Eukaryota; Metazoa; Arthropoda; Insecta; Diptera; Chironomidae. The record is from the annotation of a GenBank genome assembly.
AUGAAAAUUAUCAUCACGCUUGGUGGUCUUUAUGGUGGCGGUGGAUGCGGUUGGUAUGGUGGGACGAAACAUAAAUUGAAAAGUAAAAGUGACGUCAGAUGUCAUAUGAGCUUCGAAAUUGAAUCAACCGAAUGUAUCUGGCUGGAUAUUUUAAUUAGUCGCAGUUGUCAAUUUCGAGACGAAGUCAACAACAUCUCCCAUCUGUCGAUGUCAACGCUUCACAUUCUCUUAUUUUCGGUCGAUUCAGCUUGUUUUGAGUUCAUUAUAUUUUUUCCCAAAAGAAAGCGACGAUUGUCAGCUGUAAUGUGA